Molecule: messenger RNA, 2263 nt
Organism: Cornus florida
Lineage: Eukaryota; Viridiplantae; Streptophyta; Magnoliopsida; Cornales; Cornaceae
Exons: 2
Coding region: 202-1302 (366 amino acids)
Molecular function (GO): protein binding
Source: RefSeq, a predicted model, not a curated record
CAAUGUCUAACAAAUCUUGGAAAGAGCUCGAUCCCUGCAAGUCUUCACUUCUGUAAAUUGUAUCGCUCGAUCCCUGCAAGUCUUCACUUCUGUAAAUUGUAACUCAACAGCAAUCAAGUCACGUGAUCCACUUCACCACCACCCACCUUCCACCCCGGUGCACAAUAGCAUUCCCCGCCACGACCACCCGAUUCCACCACCAUGGACACCGUCGACGAAGCCGAAGAACACCAAACCCUAACCUCCGAUCCCCUCACCAACCAGUUCGGCUCGCUCAACGAUCUCUGCCACGAGCUCUCCUCCCUCCAAGACCUCGCCUGUCGCGGCUCGUGGCGCUCCAUCCUCGAUAAAGUCGCUCGCGCUCGCAAGCUCUCUCUCCUCUCCAAGCCCCAUGAGCACCUUACCUACCUCUCCUACAACCUCCUCGCCCUCACCAAGCUCCGCCGCUUCUCCGAUGCCUCCGCCGAGCUCGACUCGCUCGAAGACGACCUCGACUCCUCUCAAUACAAUUACCAAUCCUACCCUCAGCACUACCCCAACCGCUCCGGCUCCAUGGUCCCCUUCGCCCUCCGCUGGCUCCACGCCGAACUCCCCUCCAAACUCGGUAAGCGCCAAGAAACCCUAGAUCGAUUCUAUUUGCUUCUUGACUUAGUACGAACAAAAUUAACCGACAAUGAAUCGAAGAAUUUGAGCGUUUCUGACGAAUUGUGGCGGAAACGUGAGUGUUUCGUGAUCAAUUCGCUAAUCAGUCACCAUUUGAGCAAUAAAGAAUUUGGUGUGUGUUUGAAUUUGGUUAACGAUUUGAUCAAUCGUAGUGGUGAUACGAAGAAUCCAGUGUUGUUGUCGAAGCUAGGGUUUAUUCAGAUGCAAAUCGGAGAUUUGGAAAGGGCAAAAGCAACUUUUGAUAUGAUUGAGGGUUUGGUGAAGGAGGGCAAGGGUGAGGUUGAGUUGAGGAACCUUGUGAGUAGGAACAAAGCAUUGAUAUAUUUGGUUGGGAAGGAUUAUGUGUCCGCGGUGAGGGAGUACGACGAGUGCGUUGAGAGGGACGGUUCGGAUGUGGUGGCAAUCAACAACAAGGCGAUUUGCUUGAUGUAUUUGAGGGAUUUAUCGGAUUCCAUCAAGGUUUUGGAAAGUGCAUUGGAGAGUAUACCUACCGUGGCAUUGAAUGAAACUCUUGUGGUGAAUUUGUGUAGCAUGUACGAAUUGGCUUAUGUUAAUCACUCUGAUAUUAAAAGGACGCUGAGCAAUUGGAUUGCUCGAGUUGCUCCUGAUGAUUUUGAUUCAUCGUCUACUCGGAUAUGAGGAGGAAUAAGGUAUUUUUCAUGGCAAUGGAGUACCCUUUGGGCUGUUACCGCUGUAGUUACCCACCAACAAAAUUUGAGUCUUGACUCAUGCUCUCUGUGUGAGUCGUUUUUGUUUCUGUAAAAUGAUGAAUCUACCUUCUUCCCCGUGAUUAUGUUUCCGGGGUUGAUUACUUAUUUUAAAAACAUAUAUAUGUUUCUGGGGAUUGAUUCCUAAUUUUUUCAUGCUGUCUGGAAUAUAUGCAAUUGCAGAACAGAGACCACCUGGAUUCUGUAUAUUUUAUCGGUUUAGAUUAGUUCAAAAUGAAAUGGGUUUUACCAUGUUUGUAUGUGGAUGCUAUUUCCACAAGAACACCUCUGGCAAAUGUUGAUUAUGCUUCAUUAUAGAUUAAUUAUGUAUAUGUAAUAUGUAUGUAUAUAUCUGCAUUAGCAUUUCUCUUAGCCUGCCAUCCCAAAAGGUUUUUAUUAUAUUAUUAUUAUUAUCAUCAUCGUUAUUGUUAUUUGUGUCCUGUUCAUGAGAGUUGCAUUUGGUGGAUAUGGACUUUACCCAUUGUGGCUCUUUCCUAAGGAUCCUAUUCAUGUCAUUGUCAUCUCUUUCUUGCUGAUAGGCACCUCAUGCUCAUGCUCAUGCACCUUAUUUCUGUGUUUUAUUUUAUAUAUUUGAAAGGAUUUAGUGUGCAGGGAGUUCUGAUUUACUAGAAAAAUAAAUAAGUAGAUAUUUGUAGUUUGGAACAGAAGGUCCCUCGAUUUGAUUUAUUAUUAUUUUUUAAUGCUGAUAUAAUUUUAGCUGUAUUUUUUGUUCUACUAAUGAAGUUGGAUUAGUUUUUAAGAUGCAUUUAUAAAGUUGAAACUAUUAUUAUAAUUUGAAUUAUUAUGCAAGAGUAGUUGUAUAAUUUAUAUUAUUGAGGGUCAGCCUUGGUGCAACAGUAAGGUUGCUUAAUUGUGAGUUAGUUGUCACUGGU